Molecule: messenger RNA, 1439 nt
Organism: Amborella trichopoda
Lineage: Eukaryota; Viridiplantae; Streptophyta; Magnoliopsida; Amborellales; Amborellaceae
Product: zinc finger protein 5
Biological process (GO): gibberellic acid mediated signaling pathway; trichome morphogenesis; cytokinin-activated signaling pathway
Cellular component (GO): nucleus
Molecular function (GO): transcription cis-regulatory region binding; DNA-binding transcription factor activity
Source: RefSeq, a predicted model, not a curated record
GUGUCCUUCCCAUAGGGCAUUGUGAGCAAUAAUUAAUUUUGGAAUAGAAAUCCUCUUCUCAUUUUGGGUCCUUUUGUUUAUUGCUUUGAGUUGAAAUCCCAGGUUUUUGCCUAUUCAGGCUACUAUAUAAAUGGCAAACAAUUCCAUUGGUCUUUAUCUCUCAUUCAUCUCCUCCCUUUUCAAGAAGUCAUGGUGGGAGAUAUGGGAGACUGGAAAGCUGCCUCAAAUCUAGCUCAUGUGGAUAGGGUACAAGAUAUAUGCCUGAAAAGGAAGUUAGAGGAUAAGAAGGUCAGAUUGUUUGGUUUUGAGGUGGAUUCCUAUGUUCCAAAGGAGGAGCAAGAUAUCAAUGCCUGCUUCAAAAGAUCCAAGGGAAUUGAGACUUGCCAAACAGUUGAAGUAGGAGACGAUCAAUCAUCAAGUAACAUCUUGGAACAAAAUGAGAGGCUAGAUGAGGCGAGAUCCGGGUCGAAUGAGAGGGAGGACAAGAAAUACGAGUGUCAAUAUUGUUUCAGAGAGUUUGCUAAUUCUCAAGCUUUAGGUGGUCAUCAAAAUGCACACAAGAAGGAGAGGCAAAAGAACAAGAGAUUGCAGCAGCUUCAAGCUAGGCGAAAUACUCUGAAUUGUUUCCUUGAGCCUUACCAGAGUUAUGGCUCUAGCUAUCAUUCCAGCAUGCCAUGGUUCUAUGAUGCUUACUAUGCACCUGGUUUUACCAUCAUUGGAGAGAAACCUUCGACUCCGAUACUUUUAGAAAGUUCCGUUGAUUACAUGGCUCUUGAUCAAAAUUUCAAGGGAUUUCACUUUUCAAGUUCAUUGACACCGAACGAGUCUCCUGCGCAUGACUUGUGUAAGUCUAGGCUGGUGCAGAGCACAGACUCUAGAGAAUGCCCCGAAACUAGGCCUCUUGUCAUUAAGCCUAGCCCUUCUUCAAUUAAAAAGCGAGUCCUCGGAAGUUUGGAUCUUCAAUUGGGGCUAACCAUGCAUUAGCCUUUCUGUUAGUAGUACAUUUUUUAUGAUUUUGUAAUUUGUUAAUGAUUUAUAUGUUUUAUGUGGAUUGAGCUUUCCCUCCCUCGACUAAACUUGCAUUUCAGGUUUCUUAGUUCCUUGUAGGGUGAAUUAGCUGUUAGGGGUUAUGACACAAGGGCCACAGCACUGUGGUUCAUGGCUUGCCCUGAUCAAAAGCCCUGUUAACUGUUUAAAGCCAAUUAGGAUUGUCUGUCCACUCUCCAAUCUUCAUUAUAACUGUACGACAGAACAUAAAUUUGUUCAACGAUAGAUUGAGGUUUCCGUCGACUAAACUUGCAUUUCAUGUUUCUUAGUUCCUUGUAUGGUGAAUUAGCUGUUAGGGGUUAUGACACAAGGGCCACAGCACUGUGGUUCAUGGCUUGCCCUGAUCAAAAGCUGUGUUAACUGUUUAAAGCCAAUUAGGAUUGUCUGUCCAC